GUUUAAUCAAAUUAUUUAGAUUUCAGUAGUAGUCUAAUGUAGGUAUACUCUGAAGUGACUGUUCAUUAACAUAUUUGAGUUUUUUUUUAAACUUUGACAAAGACAAGCUUUGCUUCAAAUAUUUUACUUUUAUUUUCGAAAUAACUUCGUUUAAUGGAUUUGGACGACAUAUUACCAACCGUUGGAGAAUUCGGUAAAUACCAACAGUUGAUUAUAUGGUUUAUAUUACUGCCGGCGGUUUUUCCAUGUGGAUUCCACGCUUAUAAUCAACUUUUUAUGGCAACUGUACCGAAGCAUUGGUGUAAUAUAUCAAAUUUAUCCAACAUGACCCAACAUUCGGGUCUGGAAAAUACAAGUGUUUCUAAUAAUACUUUAGAAAACCAGUGCUUUCUGAGAAAUAUAAGUCAGAAGAUUCCUUGCGAUGAAGGGUGGAUGUAUAAGGACGUAAAAACGAAUUCUGUCGUAUCAGAGUGGAAUUUGAUUUGCGAUAAAGAUUUUUUGGUAACCCUAGCUUUGGUUGUUUUCGGUAUUAGCGGUCUUGUAGGUAACUACAUAUUCGGAUACAUUCAGGACGGUUGGGGUAGAAAACCUGCUUAUUAUUUAUAUUUAUUAAUUGGAUGUGUUUUUGGUAUUGCGACAGCUUUCGCAACGAACUACGCGAUGUGGGUGAUUUUCAGAAUUGGAGUAGGAUUCACUGUACCGGCUAUUUUAGGCACUCCUUACGUUUUAGCUAUCGAAUUGGUAGGACCAAGCGAAAGGACUCUGGUCACUAUACUAAUUAAUAUAGCAUAUUCUUUAUCUCUGAUAUCAUUAGCUAUAAUUGUAUGGGCAGUUAGAGAAUGGAGAAUGAUGGCAUUAGUGACUACGGUACCGUUUUUGGCGUUGUUCUUUACCUGGCCGCUUUUACCCGAAAGUCCAAGAUGGUUACUUGCUCAAGGAAAUUUCGAUAAAGCCCAAACUAUAUUACAAACUAUGGCAAGAGUAAACGGAAGACAAUUUCCAAAAAAGUUAAUAACCGAUUACAAGAUUGAAAAAUUACAAGAUAAAGUGAACUGCAAGACGAAUUAUGGAAUACACGAUUUAUUUAAAACAAAGAAUUUAAAAUGGAAAACCAUAAUUAUAACGUUUCUUUGGUUUACAAAUACCAGCGUGUAUGUCGGUCUUUCUUAUUAUGCUCCUACGUUAGGAGGAGACGAGUAUUUGAAUUUUUUUCUCGCCGGUGCCGUAGAAUUGCCCACUUAUUUAUUUCUUUGGCCAGCGAUGGAAAGACUUGGUAGAAGGUGGACGCUAUGUAUCAGCAUGAUUAUCGGCGGUACAUCUUGUUUAGCAACAUUUUUGGUACAAAAUGAUUACGUUACAACGCUGGUGUUGUAUUGUGUUGGUAAAAUGGGAAUAUCAUCGUCUUUUGUCGUUUUACCAUUGAUGGCAUCCGAAUUGUACCCAACUGUCGUUCGAGGAUUAGGAAUGAGUUUAAGUUCUGGCAUAGGUAUGCUCGGCCCAAUAUUCAUCCCUUUAGUCAAUUAUCUGGGUUCGGAUAUAUUGAUCCUACCUCUGAUAAUUAUGGGUACCAUGUUGAUAAUGGGCGGCACGUCAUCGUUGCUUUUACCAGAAACAUUAAAUCAACAUCUCCCGCAAAACCUUCAAGAUGCCGAAUUGACUCCGUUAGAUUGUUUCGCUUUCUGCAAUAUUCCGCAGAAAAAUGUAAAAAAUAAAUCGGUUUUCGAUAGUAGAUUGUAAUAAAUGUAUGAAUUUACAAUAAACUAACGGUUAAUGUA
Molecule: messenger RNA, 1775 nt
Organism: Diorhabda sublineata
Lineage: Eukaryota; Metazoa; Arthropoda; Insecta; Coleoptera; Chrysomelidae
Product: beta-alanine transporter
Exons: 9
Coding region: 154-1737 (527 amino acids)
Biological process (GO): transmembrane transport
Cellular component (GO): membrane
Molecular function (GO): transmembrane transporter activity
Source: RefSeq, a predicted model, not a curated record